ACUACGCCAAGAUGGCGUAUUUCAUUAAUGCAAUCGUGUAAAUGUACACAUUACGUUCAAUUGUUUCUUGGUUACAAGUGCUGACAAGUGCACGCGUCUAACAAUGGUUGAUGAAGAAGUAAUACGCCGGCGACUGCUCAUAGACGGCGAUGGGACGGGAGACGAUCGUAGGAUUAAUAUGCUAUUAAAAUCAUUCAUAAAAUGGAUCAACAGUUCCGACGUGGACAACACGCUACACGAAAGAAUGCUGUCACAAUUGGCACAAUGCGAAUUUGCACAGAAAAAAUCCAGGCUAGUCUCGAACAUGAGUCGAGAAGAGUUAAAGAGCUACGAGCAGCUGUCGAAGGAAAUCGAGAUACAAAUAGAGAAGGCCAAGGAAGACAUAGAGAAAACUAAGGCGGAACUGCAGGAUGCCAAACGCGUGAGGAAAAACAGGAUAGAGUACGAUGUACUGGCCAAAGUCAUUAAUGAACAACCAGAUCGAUUGGAAACGCACAUCAAGCUCGAUACAUUGCAACAAGAGCUGGGUGCUUUAAAGGAGAAGUCAGAACAGCUGGAGCACAAAUUAGAAAUGCGUCGUAAACAAUUCCACGUUUUAAUAUCCUCCAUACACUCUCUACAAGGAAUGUUAGACGAAGGUAAUGAAGAAAUGAUGGAUGAAGGGAUGUGAGCUUUGAAAACACAGAUGUACAAAUUCAAAUAUUGUGCAACAAUUUAUGAAUAUCUACCUCUGUUAUUUCCAACCGUUUGUAAAAGUCGAGGAAUGUAUGGGAACCACAACUGAUAGUGGUUACAACAGGAUAAAAAAGCGGGCCAUCUGAGUGUGCCUGAUGAAGAUAUUAGAUGCUUUCCAUUUACAUCAAAACUCAGAUAAUUCUCACUUGUGACGUCAUCCUAUCCUUUUUGGGAAUUAAUGAAUAAUAAAGACAGAAUGACAUCACAAAUGAGAAUUAUCUGAGUUUUGAUGUAAAUGGAAAGCAACUAUUACGUUACUGUUCAGUAUGUGCGCUAUCUAUGUAUAUAUUCUGUAUUUUCUCUAUUCUGAUAUAUAGAUAGAUAAACGUAAUUUGUACUUUAUAACAAAGAAAAAACAUACAGUACAUAUACAAUGUACUUUCACUUUA
Molecule: messenger RNA, 1124 nt
Organism: Temnothorax curvispinosus
Lineage: Eukaryota; Metazoa; Arthropoda; Insecta; Hymenoptera; Formicidae
Gene: thoc7
Product: THO complex subunit 7 homolog
Exons: 4
Coding region: 104-670 (188 amino acids)
Biological process (GO): mRNA processing; mRNA export from nucleus
Cellular component (GO): THO complex part of transcription export complex
Source: RefSeq, a predicted model, not a curated record